GGGCCCGGUGAGCAAGUGCCCGUGACUGGUUGUUUGGCGCGUGUCAAAAAGCAGUUCAAAUUGACGCGCUCGGAAACUGGGUAGGAGAACAUUCAGGAUGGAAAGUUUAUGGCGCGUACACAGCGUACAUUAUAAAAAUUUACACGAAGAUGUUGCAGAGUUUGUGCAGACGAGUUUACAGCAAAAGAACUCCAUCGGCUCAGCUAUGCAGUAGAUUUCUGAGUCAAGGAAAAGAAGGAGAUGAAGGCCUUACUAUCUGUACCCAAGAAAAUGGCAUCAGGAGAAUUGUGCUGAACAAUCCCAAGAAAAGGAAUGCCCUUUCUUUGUCAAUGCUAACAGCAAUCAGGUCAAACUUGCUUCACAAUGUUGACUGUGAUCUAAGAGUAAUCAUCUUGUCUGCUAAUGGAGGAGUUUUUUCCUCUGGGCAUGACCUUAAAGAACUGACUGAGGAGGACGGAACAGAAUACCAUACUAAAGUAUUUCAUCAUUGUACAGAAGUUAUGAAACUUGUGCAGGAUAUCCCUGUGCCAGUUAUAGCUCAAGUGAAUGGACUUGCGACUGCUGCAGGAUGUCAACUGGUGGCUAGUUGUGAUAUUGCAGUAGCUUCCACCAAGUCACAGUUUGCUACUCCAGGAGUUAAUAUUGGCCUCUUUUGUUCAACUCCUGGAGUUGCACUGGCUCGAGCAGUACCAAGAAAAGUUGCAUUAGAAAUGUUAUUUACUGGCAAUCCCAUCAGUGCAGAAGAGGCUCUCAAGCAUGGCCUCCUCAGCAAGGUUGUAUCAGAGGAUAAACUGGAGCAAGAAGUCGAUGCAAUUGCAAAUAAGAUUGUUUCCUUAAGCCAGCCUGUUGUAGCCUUGGGGAAGACCUGUUUCUACUCACAAACUGUGAAGGGACGUGAUGAGGCUUACGUGGAGGCUGAGUCAGUAAUGGUCGAGAAUCUGAAACUACACGAUGGACAGGAAGGAAUCAAUGCAUUUCUUCAGAAAAGGAAUCCAUCCUGGACACAUACAACGGACUGUCGCUAGCUUACAAUAACUAUAUUAAGAAUAAUGUUUUAAAUGAUUCAAGACGCCUCACAGGGAAGUAGAAAUUGAAAAUGGUAGUUCGUUACAGUUACAGUGAAUGCAGAUGCGUCCGUAAACCAUAAACCAUAGUUGCCCUAAGAAGAUUUGCAUUUUCUCAGGAGUACUAAAUGGAAUAAAAUACUUUGUCUAUUCUCUUUGCCCGGGGAAAAAAAGAAGUUCCUAUUCUCCAAUAGGUUGGCUAUAUGCUUCUAAGACACUUUCAUCACCGCUACAUCUUAAUCUGUAAAUGUACCUUUGCUCUUAAUUUUAAAGUGCAGUUGAAACUCUCAAACAGCUGUCACGGGUAGAAUGAAGCGGUCGUUCUGAAGAGCCGUAGAAUAAGUGAAAAUGCUCCGGAAAUACUACCUCACGGACAUGGAGUGUGGAUUCAGUAUUCAGCAAUUUAGGGUUAGUUUAGGGUUAGGCGGACAAUUAGAUUUAGGUUACCGGGUUAGUUCUCGUGUCAGAGCUAGGGUUAACAAUCAAAUAUUGUAAGGGUCAUCCUAGCUCGUCGCUUUUGACUUGCUCUUGGUCGUUGUAGAAAACAGGCCGCUUGAAGAGGUUUGACCUUUUAACUUUAAUUUUGCGUGCUGGUAAAUGUAUUAAUAAUAAAUACGUCUUUAUUAAUAAAUAUGUUUUAAUUAA
This is a messenger RNA of Orbicella faveolata, 1709 nucleotides long. Its product is annotated as enoyl-CoA hydratase domain-containing protein 3, mitochondrial-like. NCBI's taxonomy places the organism in Eukaryota, Metazoa, Cnidaria, Anthozoa, Scleractinia, Merulinidae. Gene Ontology annotation, cellular component: mitochondrion. Gene Ontology annotation, molecular function: hydro-lyase activity. The record is from RefSeq and is a predicted model, not a curated record.